Ascoidea rubescens DSM 1968 is the source of this 1182-nucleotide messenger RNA. It is a transcript of the gene TOH1, whose product is annotated as Toh1p. The record is from RefSeq and is a predicted model, not a curated record. The transcript has a single exon. Gene Ontology annotation, cellular component: fungal-type cell wall. NCBI's taxonomy places the organism in Eukaryota, Fungi, Ascomycota, Saccharomycetes, Ascoideales, Ascoideaceae. Bases 1 to 1182 code for a protein of 393 amino acids.
AUGUCUAUAAUUUUACCUCUCAUAAUAGCCUUCAAGUCGUUGAUGACAUCAGCCUCAUCUGAAUAUGGUGUGCUUGAAUUCAGUAAUUUAGGUUAUGAUGGAACAUAUUAUCAGGUAUCUGAAUUAAAUGAUCCAACAUCUGAUUCAUGUUCUUGUGCUAUUGAUACUGACAAUCCAGUCUCUUUCUCUGGAAGCAAUGCCCCAUUAAAUGAAGAGUUAUCUGUUCAUUUCCGAGGCCCUUUAAUUCUAAAUCAAUUUGCUUACUAUGUUUCUGAAAAUUUUGACUUUUAUUCUUCAUCAUCUUCAUCUAAUAAAAAUUGGUCAAGACAGGCCUACUUUAGUGGUUCUGAUCAAAUAGCCGAAAAUGUAACCUUUUUAACGAACGCCGGUGAAGACUCAACUUGUUUAGGUAAGGCGCUAGCUUAUGCUGAUACCGAUGGUAUUUCCUUAUCCUCAUCUUCAAGAAUAUUGAACAAUAACACUUUAAUUAAUUCAGAUGAAGAAUUUGCCAUUUUCUCAAAUAUCUCAUGCGAGGAUUCUGGCAUCAAUAACGAUUGUGGUGUCUAUAGAGAUAACAUUCCAGCUUUUCAUGGUUAUUAUGGCAAAAUCAAAUUGUUUUUAUUUGAAUUUAAAAUGCCAAAUGAAUCAUCAGUCUCUGAAACCAACGCAUCUAGUUACAAUAUGCCUGCAAUUUGGUUGCUAAAUUCCCGUAUCCCAAGAACUUCUCAAUAUCCAACUAAUUCAUCCUGUUCAUGUUGGAGAAGUGGUUGUGGAGAAUUCGAUAUCUUUGAAAUCUUAAAUACAACUGACGUCGAGGAUUUAUACACCACUAUUCAUAAUUACCAAGGAACUGAUGAUAUUGAGUCAGGUUUACCAAUCUAUGGUUAUAUUAAAAGAGAUACCUCCUCCGUAAUGAAAGGUGGUGUGUUAUUUGAUGCUAAUGGAACUGCAAUCACCUUUUUAAGUGAAAAUGUCAAUUUUUCAUCUUCAAUUGAUGCAACUGACUUAAUAUCCUGGAUCGAAACUGAAAUUGAUUCCGAUGGUCUUAAAACCAGAGAAUUGUCAUCUGUUGAUUCAACUACAGACUCAGAUUCGUCAGAAUCAAGUUCAAAUCAAAUUCAUAUCCAAAAAUCUCUAAUGAUACUUAACUUAUUGUUAUUAUUCUUUCUUAUUUUUAAAUAA